Molecule: messenger RNA, 2502 nt
Organism: Cotesia congregata
Lineage: Eukaryota; Metazoa; Arthropoda; Insecta; Hymenoptera; Braconidae
Source: the annotation of a GenBank genome assembly
AGUACCCAGGUAUUGGUAGAUGAUGAUAUUUAUGGAGGAUAUGAUGAUUAUUCUUUGAUGUUCAGUGGAACUAACCAAAAUUUAGCAUUUCAAGAUGCUCUGGAAAUGAACAAUGUCAGAAGAAAUAUUACAACUCCGAGGCUGCCUCCAGGAACUGCGAUGCGUUUGGGAACGUCAACCGGGUUUCAUCGUACGGGAGCUGGGAUCACGGGGCGACCAGGUACAGGACUUAGGCCGAUGACAGCUGUACGUGGUGCUGGGUAUACCAGUAGCCGCCAGGCGACAUUUGAUCCUCUGAAUAUGGGAAGCAAUUCUCGCGGUCCUGCUCCACCUUUGGAUUCUGGAAAAGAAGACACCCCAGAGGGAAAAAUAAAAAAUGGCGAGCGAAAAAUAAUGGAACUGAUUGAAAGUUCUGCUCAAGCUGCUAGUGAGGGUAACAUGCGGGUUGCCCUAGAGAGGGCUAGAGAAGCUUCUUCGAGAGAAAAAGUUUUAAUUCGUUUGCAAGAGCAAGCUGGAUUAAGUGAUAGUCAUAAUCUAGAUUUAACUUUUGCUGUUUUAGUUAAUUUGGCAACUCAGUAUACUAAUAACGAAAUGUAUACGGAAGCAAUAGCAACUUAUCAAGCAAUAACGCGAAAUAGAAUGUUUAAUAAUAGUGCAAGGCUAAAAGUUAAUAUGGGAAAUAUUUAUGUUAAAAUCGGCCAACUUUCACAAGCUAUUAAAAUGUAUCGAAUGGCUUUGGAUCAAGCACCAGGAGCUCAUAAAGAUCUAAGGAUUAAAAUAAUGCAUAAUAUAGGUAUGCUGUUUGUCCAAAUGGGUCGCUUAGAGGAAGCAGCAAAUAGUUUCGAAUGGGUGAUGCGAGAAAGAAGUGAAUUUAAAGCUGGGUUGCAUGCUAUUUUAUGUCACUUUGCACUAUGUCAUCGGGAUAAAAUGAAACGAGGAUUUUUAGAACUACUUGAAGUUCAGCUUAAUACUGAUCAAGAAGAAAAAUAUUCAAUUAAUACUGAUGAUGCAGUAAACAAUAUACUUAAUGAAAUAAUAAAAACAGAUCAAUUGUCAUUAUUAGAAAAUGAAAUGAAAUCAGAAGCGGAAAAAUCAAUUUUAAGCGCUGCUAAAUUAAUUGCUCCAGUAAUUGAGGAUACUUUAACAGCAGGAUUUUCUUGGUGUGUAGAUAUUAUAAGAUCAUCAUCAUACAGCUCUCUGGCAGCGGAUUUAGAAAUAAAUAAAGCUAUGGUUUUACUGCAUAAUCGAGAAACUUCUCUGGCAAUUGACACACUUAAAAUGUUUGAAAAUCGUGACAUUAAAGCAAACAGCGCAGCAUCAACCAUGCUAUCAUUCAUCUACUUCCUUCAAGGUAAUUAUGAAUUGGCUGAACGUUGCGGUGAAGCUGCUCGUAACGCAGAUAGUUAUAAUGCUGCGGCUUACGUAAAUCUUUCAGCAUGUGCGAUAAAAAAAGGCGAAUUGGAAAGAGCUAGAGAAUUAUUGUUAUGUGCACUUGACAGUGAUGCUAGUCAUGUACAAGCUUUAUAUAAUUUAGGAUUGGUCUAUAAAAAACAAGAAUGGCACGAAGAUGCACUUGAAUGUUUCUGGAAAUUACGAAACAUCGUGAGAUAUGAUCCUCUGACACUAUACCAGAUCAGUCAUUUGUAUCAGCUAACUAAAGACGUUGAUCAAUCUUUGGAAUGGUAUUCAAUAUUUAUUAUUAAUUGUUAUAAUUCACUUGAAUCGUAUAAUCAGCUGCUGGGUAUUAUACCAUCUGAUCCUGGAGUGCUACAAAAAUUAGGAGAAUUGUACGAUAGUUUAGGAGAUAAACAACAAGCAUAUCAGUAUUACAGUGACUCUUACAGAUACUUCCCAGGUAAUUUUGAAGUUAUCGAUUGGCUUGGGUCUUACUUUAUUUCGAUGCAGGUCGCCGAAAAAGCUUUACCGUACUUCAAGAGAGGAGUGGAGUUAGCUCCGGAUCAACCACGUUGGCGAUUAUUAGUAGCGGCUUGUUUGAGACGAACUGGCCAGUUUCACAAAGCAUUGGAGGAAUAUCAGGACAUACAUGAAAAGUUUCCUGAAAAUAUCGAGUGUCUUAAGUUUUUGAUUAGACUAUGCAGUGAUUUGGGCUUGAAAGAAGCUCAACUGUACGCUUCAGAGCUGAAGAAAGUUGAAAAAGCUAAGGAACUUAAAGAACGUCAAGGUUCUGCUAGACCAGGUUCAAGAAGAAGUAAUAGUGGCAACUCUUCGCGAGGAGGCUCUGGAAUUAGCAUGCAAUCUGAUUAUAAAUCGAGUCCAAUCGCAAGUCGUAAAGAGCCACGCUCGUCUUUUAGUAACGGAAAUUCUCGUUUAAGUCGAGUUAAUACUCUAGAUAAUUUUGAUAAUAUUUUACCUGAGUCACCAAAUGACGUGAUUUAUUCAGAUCCUGUGGGACCAUUACCAACACGACCUAUGACUGCCGCUGGAAAAAGAGAUGAAGAUUUUGGUGAUGAAGAACUAGGUGACGAUUUAUUGCCUGUUUAA